CUCAAGCUUUCUGACCUGGGCUCGCUCGCCUUGCUGGCAGGCUGGGGCGUGCCCAGCGUGGAUGUGUCCGCGGGUGGACGCGGGGGAGCGCGCUGACAGGCGCCUGGAGGCUCAUCGGCGAUGGCCUCGCUGCGCAUUUGCAUGGUCUGCGAUUUCUUCCACCCACGGCUCGGUGGGGUGGAGAUGCAUAUAUACCAGUUGUCGCAGUGUUUAUUGCAGCGUGGCCACAAGGUGAUUGUGAUCACCAGCGCGCGCAAGCACCGGCACGGCGUGCGCUACAUGUGCAAUGGAUUGAAAGUGUAUUAUGUGCCGUUCUUGCCGUUCCACGACGAGACAACACUGCCCACUUUCUUCACGUUUUUCCCACUGUUGCGAAAGAUCUUGAUCAGAGAACAGAUUGACAUCGUGCACGGUCACCAAGCCACUUCUAAUCUCGCCCACGAGUGUUGCAUGCACGCCCGGACGAUGGGCUCCAAGGUUGUCUAUACCGAUCAUUCCCUCUUUGGAUUCGCGGAUGCUGCUUGCAUACAUCUGAACAAGUUGCUCACGUUCUUCCUCACGAACGUCCACCACUGCAUAUGCGUAUCGCACACCAACAAGGAAAAUUUGGUGCUGCGGGCCAAGCUGCACCCAGCAGAUGCCUCCGUCAUUCCGAACGCGGUCGACACCGCGCGCUUCAAGCCCGACCCCUCGAAGCGGCCGCCGCCGCCCACGGUGAACAUCGUGGUCAUCAGCCGCCUGACCUACAGGAAGGGCACCGACCUGCUGGUGGACGCCGUGCCGGCCAUCUGCCGCAGGCACCCGCACGUCAACUGGAUCAUCGGCGGGAGCGGCCCGAAGCGCCUGCUCCUCGAGGAGAUGACCGAGCGGGAGGGCCUCCACGACCGCGUCCAGCUGCUCGGGAGCGUGCCGCACGACAGCGUCCGCGACGUGCUGGUCCGCGGGCACAUCUUCCUGAACACGUCGCUCACGGAGGCCUUCUGCAUCGCCAUCGUCGAGGCGGCCUCGUGCGGCCUCCUGGUCGUCGCGACCGACGUCGGCGGGGUGCCGGAGGUGCUGCCGCCGCACAUGGCGCGCCUCGCGCCCCCCCGCAGCGAGUGCAUCGUCGAGGCGCUGUCGGGGGCCCUCGGCUCCCUGCCCGCCCCCGAGCAGGCCGUGGCCUUCCACGGCGAGGUGCGCGGCAUGUACUCUUGGCACGACGUGGCGAGGCGCACGGAGCAGGUGUACCGGCGCGUGGCCGCAACGCCCGACGAUUGCCUCGGGCAGCGGCUGCUGAGCUUCCUCCGCGUGGGGCGGGUGUCGGGGAAGGUGUUCAUGCUGAUGGCCGCCCUCGACACCCUGCUGUGGUGGCUCCUGGAAUGGCUGCAGCCCGAGUCCACAGUCGAGGUCCGCGCCCGUCGGCUGGCCGCCCCACACUCAUGGUCGCCGCGGAGCUGCCCCGCUGCGCCGCCGCGGCCGAGGGAGCCAAGUACCAGCGGAAAGCGCAUUUCGAACAGGGUUCCCUUUCUACUCCACAGUCUACGACGCUCGGGGUGCCAGGGGAGAUCGCGGUCAACCUUCGGAGGGAGCGGGAGCAGAAGUUGGAGGAGAACGACGCGACGAGAGCGAGCCGGAGCCAAGCCGGGGUGCCCGACUGGGGGGAAAUCGUCUCGAAUAUCGCCGACGUUGCCGAGAACAUGGUAGACGCGAAUUUUCAGGACGUCGAGGAGAUCAAACCCGAGGACCGUCGCCGGCACUUCGAUAAAACCAGCGGGACGCAAGCCACCCCGAAGGUUCAGGUCGCCGCCCAUCGAGAUCAGAAGCCGAUCGCCCAGGAGUUAGAUGCGCCGCCGACGCUCGCCGAGCUCGCGCGCGAUGAAGAGCACGCGCACCUCAGCUCCUGGGGGCGACGAGAUUACCGCGGAUAUGCUUCGAAGCGCCCAGAUAUCUACACAGGUCUACCGCCGACGCUAGCUGCUGCAUACCGCCGCCUACACUCCGAAACCGAGUACCAGGAGCUCUUGGACAUAUUGCCUGGGAUUCAGUUGCAGCGCUCCAAACGUUUGAGCUGUGCCACGGGGCGGAAGCAGCGGCGCGACCCCGACGACGUGGUCCAGAAGGUCUUCCGCGCGAUGGGAUUCACCGACCAUGUUUCAUCGUGGACCGAGGCCAAGCGCCUCGAGGCCACGCAGCGCACGGUGUCCGACGCCCUGGGCGACAGAGGCGAAGAGGCGCAUCCAGGAAAGGACGAGUUCCUGCAGACAGGCGUGCACGACGAGGACGGAGCGUUGAUGGACGCGAGCAAGAGGACGCAGUCGGCGUCCAAAGCGUGGGUCAGGCUGAAGUACCCGACGGGCGCCGCUAAGCUACCGCUGAAGGCUCAGGGCCAGAUCUUCACAGCCGCGGUGAUCAAACGACGGCAUCGCCACCUUGGGCAGUGGCAUUGGCGUCUGCUCCAGCUCGCGAUGGCCAAGAUGCAGAUCCCAGAGACCGAAUGGCACGUUCGAUGGCGAGAGCUGGCCAAUGUCGAGGCCGGAAAGACGUGGGCGGAGCUGGCGGCGAAGGCCAAGGUUGCGGGGGGCGCCGGCGAGGCCCAACCGCAGAAGGAGAAGGAUGGGAAGGAACGUCGUGGAGAGGCAGGCGCCGGCGAAGAAGACUUGACCAGGGGCGACAAGAAGGAGUUGAGGGCGCACGUGCCGGAAGGUAGCCAGCGCCCCGUAGUCUUCAAGUGCAGGAUGGAGCUCAUACAGAAGGAGCUGGAGGCCGUGGUGGAGACCUCGGCGGAGGCAAAGACCACGGUCGCACACUAUGCAGCGCUGACCCCGACGGCCUUCGACAGCUUUCUCUACCGUGCGAGGGCGCCGAGAGCGUCCGAGCAGUGCGCUCUUGCUCCAGCGCGGCUCGCCGCGCCUCGGCCCCGGGCCGCCCGCGGGGAGCGCGGCGGCGCCAUGCCCACCGGGCGCAGCGGCGGGUGGUGCGGAGGCGCGGGCUCUUCGGAGGGCACGUCGUCCUCCUCCUCCUCUUCCGCGGCGGACAGCUCCGAGGACUCCGCGGCCAGCUCUGGCGAGGAGGGCAGGGGCACGGAGGUCCUGCGGGGGAAACUGGACAGGCGCGUGGGCAACAGGCUGUCGCUGUGCCUGACCAACCACGUCGUCCGCAGGUACUUCAGGCGCUACGCCGCGCUACGGCGCGAGGAUGGCUCCCGGGGCCUCGGGCCGGAGCGCAUCGGGCUCAUGGGCGUCGAAGUCGCUGGCGCGCUGCGGGUGCCCCACCAGAUAUUCAGGGAGCUGCCCACCGUCUUCGAGCGCUUCGACUUCGAUGGCUGCGGCAUGCUGAGCGAGGUCGAGUGCACGAACAUGUUCAGGAGCGUGAUGCGGCAGAAGCGCAAGGAGCUCCAGGGCCACGCCCGCGAGAACGCGGUGCCCGUGGCCACGCUGGGCGAGAGGGGCUACGUCGUGGAGCGUGAGCUUGGCCGGGGGGGGCAGGGCGUCAUGUACAAGUGCUCCAAGGUCGGUAGCAGCGAUCCCUACUGCGUGAAGUUCUACGACAAGUCUGUGGAUGAUGACAUCGACGACGUCAUAGAGGAGUAUACUCUGAUGAAGAGCCUCAGUAGCGAGUACAUCGCCAAGACUUACGAGGUCUUCCAGGACGAUUUGUAUUAUUAUCGCAGACCCAUAUUUUGGCGGUGA
This is a messenger RNA of Prorocentrum cordatum, 3668 nucleotides long. The record is from the annotation of a GenBank genome assembly. Lineage: Eukaryota; Dinophyceae; Prorocentrales; Prorocentraceae.